Molecule: messenger RNA, 15971 nt
Organism: Acinonyx jubatus (cheetah)
Lineage: Eukaryota; Metazoa; Chordata; Mammalia; Carnivora; Felidae
Gene: PLCH1
Product: phospholipase C eta 1
Exons: 23
Coding region: 9997-15096 (1699 amino acids)
Biological process (GO): lipid metabolic process; phosphatidylinositol-mediated signaling
Molecular function (GO): calcium ion binding; phosphatidylinositol-4,5-bisphosphate phospholipase C activity
Source: RefSeq, a predicted model, not a curated record
AGGGGAGGGGCAGAGAGAGAGAGAGAGAAGAUCCCAAGCAGGAUCUAUACUGCUGGCGCAUAGCCUGACACGGGACUUGAACUCACGAACUGUGAAGAUCAUGACCUGAGCUGAAACCAAGAGUCGGUGGCUUAACCAACUGAGCCACCCAGGUGCCCUGUUAAAAUUCUUUAUUUUUGAACAAAGGCCCAUGUUUUCAGUUUGUACUGUACCCAGAGAUUAUGUAGCUGGUCCUGCUUAGAGGACUUUUAUACUGGGCUAGGAACUUCUGAAUCUGAUACCGUAGGUACUGUUGUAGAUACGGAAACUGAGGCUUAGGGGAAUUUAAAAUAAUUUGGCUCAGGUUGCUGAGCUAGCUGGUGGGAACAAGAUUUGAACUUGUGUCGUUUUGAUUCCAUAUCUGAUAGCUGUCACAUAGUUUUCAACUACUCUGUGCCCCUAACUCUCGCCCCACUGUGCUUAAUUUCUUUCGGUUUGGAACUCCCUUUCUCCUUUUCUCCUGAGGAUCUCUACCUUCUUUUGGUACCAUAGGCUGUUUCUCUCUCUCAUCCUAGAUCUCUGGGCUAGUGUGUUUACUAGAAGGCCAUUUGGGAAACUUUAAUAAGUUGAUAAUAAUUUUUGUGUCAAGGGAACAGCCCAUGAGUAGUUUCCAUCUUCAUCUUCUCUCAGAUUUAUAGAGAAAAGACUUCCUGUGGUCGUUCCCUCAUUCAGCCUUAACAUAUACUCCUAUCGCAGUAACUGGUUUUCUUCAUGCUCCCCAGUUUUGGAUUCCUUCCAUCAUCCUUUGGGGUCUGAGGUCCUGCUUUAUUCCCAGAGUCUUCCUGGCAGUUGGACAGCUUUCUGGAAUCUGAGCUUCUGUGUUCAGGUGGGUCUCCCUGCUCUCAGACCUCCUUGGUGCCCACAACUGGCCUGACGCACUGUAGGCCCCGGGAGUGCAUCUGUAGACAGGAAAUUUACUGUUCCUUUUUUCGGAGUUUAUGUUGUAGUCCUCCCUGUGGCUAUGUCCCACCUACAUAGGAUGGCUAUUAGGCAGAAAAAAAAGAUCAAUAAGCCAGGAUUGUUGUUGGGGGAAAUAACAGAAGAAGAAAGAAAGGCUGAAGAAAUGACAUUACUUGACCCAGGGAAGAGAGACUGGAAAGGAAUACGUGGGAAAUGCACUGUUGAAGGUGUGGAGGAUGACCAUAUUCUGUCUCAUCAAGAAAGCAACAAAGGGGUCGACUUUUCAAUUCUGUAGAGUAAUUCAGGUUAGGAAUUUAGACUGUUGUGAUAAUGUUUGCAUUGUGACAUAUUGAAAAUUGUUACCAGAGAAGUCAGUACAAUCCUUUUCCUUGGUUUUCUUCCAGAAAGAGGGCCGGGGUCUCUCUGCCUCGGUCUUUUAAGGUCAUCCUUGCCCUGAAGGUCAUAUUUUGUUGUUAAAAUAUCCUUCCCAGACACUAUGGGAUUAGAGUUUCAGAGGAGGGCAUCUUCUUCCUGUCCUUUAGGGUGCUUAUGGCCAUUCAGUUCUCCCUGGAACCUGCUUCCUGUUCUCAAGAGCGUCUCUGGUCAGCUGCACAGAGGCAAAAACAGCUCUGAAGCAGGCUGGGGCUGGGGUCAGCUGGCUGUGCAGAAUGAACCUUGCAGUUUUGUCCCUACUUAACCAGGCCUUGGCUUUGGGUGGCCUAUGACACUUUCCAGAGAUGUGGCUGCUGUCUGUUUGUCCUGAGCUGUUGGGACUACUGACUACAUUCAGGGAUAUGAGUUGCUCUCCACUCUGUACUCAGAAGAGCUUUGCUUAGAGGGAGGUCAUUUAAUAAUCUAGAAUCUCCUUCUCCCCUUUCCCUCACUCCUUUCUCCUAUGGUUAUCUUUGUGUUUGCACUCCUCAUGGGACCAAGCUGUAUAGGUAGUGUUCUGGGGUUCAGUAUUAACGGAUAAGGGGGUUUGCAUUAUGAUGACCACGUGUGCCUCCCAUUUGAAUGCACAUAUUAUAAUCCCUCUUUGACUGUAAGCCAAGCAAUGCCUGGGCAGAUAAUAUCAUUUACUUUUUAUUAAACUCAGAGAUGUCAGAUUAAGGCAUGUAAAAUGUCCUCUACUAAAAUAUCAGAUAGGCACAAGCAUGGUUAUUAUUUAAGCAAAUGGUCCUGCUUUGGCUGGAGUGCUGGAGAGUACAAGUACCUCGGGUUAAUUCUGGACUCUUACACUCCAUCUGUCCAGUCUCUCCUCCCAAGGGGGGAGGUAAAGGGGCUUCUCUGUUCAAUGAUACACCUGUCUCCUGAGUGCUGUGGGGGAGUUUGAAUGUGUCACUACUUAAGUUUUGAGAAUUUAAUUAAAGCUUCAGCCCCAAGAGAAGAUACUUGUUUUAAUAUAUGUCACUGUCAACAACUAUUAGAGAUUCCCAUGUGCCUACCUAUCUCUGGUUAAUUCCCCUCUCUUGAUGUUAUAAUUAACACUGAUCAGAACUGAUGGUAGAUAUCUAAACAAUUGAUGCUGACUUUAUAAAGUCUAGGUACCUUUAUUUAUAUCUAGAUAUGAAUUCAUGAAACUCAAAUGUCAGUUGAGUUUUCACAUUUUCCAUGUCUCUACCAAAAGCAUUUCAAGUGCCUUAAGUGUUCACUGGCUGCAAGCUCCUGGGUUUCUUACAGGGCCUGUGUACAAAAACUUGCUCGUGAGGUCUCAGUUAUUUGUGGGUAGCUCAAACUGAAAUCAAGCUCUGAGCCUACCAAGGAUUUUAUUUUGAAUUAUAUUGACAUCUUCAUGAAACUGAUAGUGAUGUGCCUGUAAAUUUUUAUGCUAACCUAUAAAAUUUAAAGUGACAUGAUCAAUAGUCAUCUUUCAAAAAAAUGAGAAUGUUAAUUUUAACGCCAAGAGUCUUGAGAGAGAGAUCAAUAAAUCAUCAAGGAAACAUCAUUUCAAAGAGGCAGUGGGGCCAAAUGGUGGCUCAUCUCUGUCCUGUGGAACAUAGCAAUAUUAAAUAUGGGUGAUACUUAGUUUGUUUUGGGAUUCAGACGUUUAAAAAUGUGUAGCAAUUACUGCCCACUGAUGCACAUCAGGUAUUUAAUGAAGGAGAAAUCCAAACUGGUUUAUUUGACAAGCAUGUGUGAUCUAUAGGACAUGUUCCAUAUCAUUAGAAUACGUAGUUCUCUGUCUCCAGUGAUGAAUAAACAGCCAUGGUAAGCCUGCUGCCUAAAUAGAAUCCUUGUUUCUGCCAUUCUUAGCAUAGUUUAACAGUCAUUGGAUAGAAACCUAUGUUCCUCCAGAUCUUCCUCGGCUCUCAGAUGACAUUUUUGUAGUGCACUGGGUUUACAGUUCUUGGUUAUACUCUAUUGUCUAGCAGUUAUUUCUUGCUGGCAGUAAUGUUAAGGGUGUAUACAUGAUAUGGAAGAACGCUGUGUUUGGAUUAGAAAGUCCAGUUUCAGGUAUUCCCUCCCACCCUGCUGUUACUUUUGUGAUCUUGGGCAAGUCAUGAAGAGUCUCUGAGGCUCAGCUUCCACAUCUGUAAGGCAAGAUGAUCCUGGUGCCUCUCCCACUUCAUAUAGUUGUCAGGUUCACUGAGGCAUCUGUUCCUUAAAGGGCUUUGUAAGGGAUAGAAUGGAAAGCACCACACAGGAGUGGCAAGGUUAUCAUGAUUACCGCCACUGAGCGUUUAAGGACAUUACAUACCCCUUUGUGGAGCACCUUAACUUUUUCUUUGAAGAUGAACUCAUGGUAACAUUCCGUUUUGUUCCAUGGCACUUGGUGCAAAAGCUCUAGCAGUUUUCUGGGAUAGUCCUGACGGGAGUUUCUGAGCUUCGUAUAAUAGUGAUCUCCUUAAAUGCAUUGGUGAUGAAUAGGUCAUGGGUGUGUGCUGUGCUGGUUUGAGUGGAUAUAGGAGCCGUACUCUUUUUAAUCCAUGUAACUUCAAAUCUGCAACGACUGCAGCAGCUUUCCUUAGUUGAGUCCAUUGUAAAUAUAAACCAAGAGCAGAUUUCCAGUGCUAUCCCAUAGAUUAAUAGACCCUCAGGGGCAAAGGUCUCUACCCUUCAGUUAGCUGCUCUUCUUUGAUGUCUGUGAUUUGCAUAGACCCACUAAUUGGAUGGCGCUGCCCCUACUUGAGAGCCAGGUAUUGCCUAAGAGAGCUAGUAAGUACAGAUGGUCUGGAGUGGUCAGGGGAUUUUGUUGAAGGACUGGUGCCCAGUGUUCCCAGAAUGACCUGAACCAGCUUGGGGUGAAGAGGGGAGGCUCGGGCAGAAUAAUGCCGCAGUGGAGGAUCCCCCUGACUUACUGAAGCAAAUGUGCUCGCUCAUCCUGGUAGCAUGGAUCUCCCUGGAGCAUCCAUUUGGGGGUAUCCUGAAAUCUAGCUCUUUGAAUUUGUAUGCAUGUGUAGGAUUCUUGUUGGGGUUUCAUCUGUUUGUGUAGUUAUAUGGGUGAUUUUGCUACAUUAUAUUGAGGAUUUGGGGCUCCCUGUGUAGUUGAGCGCACAGUGAGAUUUCAUAAAAGGAAUUAAGCUCUAAUAGUUCCAUGUGCUGCUGUACAAGGCUUUCAGAUGAAAAAAUAGAUCGCAGGAUCUCUGUACUGCCUUAUGUGGUGAAGAGCAUUGGUCCUGAAUACAGGCUGUGGGGGAUUCAGAUCUCAGGUCUAUGACUCAUUUGCUGGGCCAGCUCAGGGAAGUGACUUGACUUCUCUCUGCCUCAGUUUCCACAUCUGAAACUAGAGAAAGGAUUAUACUUAAUUCACUUGUACAGGCAUUGUAAGGAUGAAAUAAGGCAUGUGCAAUGCUAGGAGCAGUGUCUGAAAUGUAGUCAGUGCUCCAUAAAUGUCAGUAAUUCUCAAAGACAUUUCUUCAUUGUUUCAAUACACCAGUGGGAAGGGGUUAUUUCUUCCCUAGUUGAGUAUUACUAAACUGGCUGUACUCUAAAAAAUGUUUUGUUUCCUGAACAAAAGAAGUAAGUGCUAGUUCUAAAAUAUUAAAAUAUAGUUAAACUUCAGAAGAAAAUAAAAAUACCUAGAGAUAUCAUUGUUAAUCUUUUUCAUAUAUUUUUCUAGUCCUCCAUUCUGUGUUUAUAUACACGUUUUACAUAAUAAAAAUCGUAUAUUUAGUUUGUAUCUUUUUUCUUUUUUAAAAAUUCUGUUUAUCUUGAGAGAGAGAGAGUGUGUGUGAGUGUGAGCAGGGGAGGGGCAGAGGGGGAGAGAGAGAGAGAGAGAGAGAGAGAGAGAGAGAGAGAGAAUUUUAAGCGUGCUCUGCACUGACAGCAUGGAGCCUGACAUAGGGCUGGAACUCCCGAACCAUGAGACCAUGACCUGAGCCAAAAUCAAGAAUUGGAUGCCUAACCGACUGAGCCACCCAGGUGCCCCUCCUUUUUUCAUAUAGUAUGUCAGACAUUCUUCAGGUAAUGCAAUGUCUGGAACACUGUUAAUGGCUAGAUAGAAUUCUAAAAUAUGAAUGUAUAUUUUAGUAAUCGUUCUCUUGCUGAUAGGCAUUUAGAUUGACAGUUAUUUUUAUAACUAAUACUAAUGAAAUAUCCUUGUACAUAGAUUUUUAUAUUUCUCAUAGCUUUAUGAUAGCUUUCUAGCAGUAAUGAUUAUUGACUAAAAUAAAUAUAAACAUUUCUAUGACUCUUGUUGCAUAUUGCCCCCUGACUUUGCAAUAAGUUUGUUAAAAUUUAUACUCUUAAAAAAUUUUUUUUUAACAUUUCCUCAUUUUUUGAGAGACAGAGAGCACAAGCAGGGGAGGGGCAGAGAGAGGGGGAGACACAGAAUCCGAAGCAGGCUCGAGUCUCUGAGCUGUCAGCACAGAGCCCGACAUGGGGCUCGAACCCAUGAAACGCGAGAUCAUGACCUGAGCCGAAGUCAGACGCCCAACCGAUUGAGCCACCCAGGCGCCCCAAAAUAUAUGCUCUUAAUUUACGGUUUAUCAGCAGUGUGUGAAAGUUCCUGUGAAAUCCACCCUUCACUAAGUUACCUAGGUGCUUUGAGAGUAAAGGACAGGUUCUGUGCAAGGAUGUGGCUCGGUACCACCCAGAGGCUCUUUCACUGUGAAGUUACCACUGAGUUCCACUUGCUUUUGUACUACUUUGAAUGCACAUAAAACUUAAAAAACAUAAAAAAUUGCAUGGCUAAUUUGAAAUGAUGGUUUUCCAGAUGAUUUUACUUACUAAGCAUCUCUGUGUUCCUAAACCAGAGGCCCUAACAGCUUCUGACAAUGAGGAACAUUCUCUAAUUGGGAGAGUGAAGAAUUCUGAACUUAGGCCUGAAAUCUUUAGAUGGUUUUCAUCUGGCCUGAAACAUGGAGCCGGUGGACAGGGCCUGACCUAGAGUUAGCUUGGGUUCGAAUUCUGGUUCUAGCACAGCUGUAUGAUCUUGGGCAUCUUGUCCAACUUGAAUCUGUCUCCUUACCUAAAUUUAAAAUAAGAAUACUAAUAGAUCUCCUUGCAGAAUUUUCAUGAAGAUUAGAGAAGGUAAUGUUUAUGGUGUUUGGUAAAUGGUAGCUUUUAUAAUAAUGGCCUCACGAAGUGAUGUGGCUCCCAUGUUUGGUGUCAGUAGGCUUUCUAAUUGGACUUGGGAGUCUUGAGGCAGAGAGAUAUGCCAUGCUUUUGCCCUGAGUUGGUCUCAAUUUGGAAUUAUGUGGCUGGUGAGAUUGAGGUGUGUGUGGAGACAGUAUAGUGUACAACCUCUUUAGCAUGUGACUUAUUUAAAUAAAGUUAUAUCCACCCAGUGAUUGGAGUGGCCAUUCACUUAACUUCUGGAUAUUGCAUACUUACUUGUCCAAGUACGGGGAGUUGGCUCUUGGCCUAUACUAGCUCAUUUACCCUUCAGAAAUACCCUAUGAGGUGGGUGCUACAGGCUCCACAUGAGGAUAUUUUAGUCUCAGAGAGGCCCCCUCAGUUGGGUUGUCAGAUUUAACAAAUAAAAAUAUAGGAAAUUUUGCAUGGGACAUACUUAUACUAAAAAAAUUUUUGUUGUUUAUCCAAAAUUUGAAUUUAACUAGGUGUUCUGUUUUACCUGGCCACCCCACCCGUAACUCCGCAAGGUCAUGAAAGCUGGGACUCAGAUUUUCCUCCAUCUGACUCUGAAGCCCAUGCUGUAGCCUGUUACUCUGUGAUGUUUCUAUAAGAAAUCUGAAGUAGAACUCAGGUGUGAAAGGUGAGGAAAAUGUCAUCAGAUGGGGCUUAAAGUCGUUCACUCAUUGUAAAUUGAGAAGCUGAACUCGGAGACGCUUUUCUUUUUCACUUGAUUGGUGGAAGAGAAUUUCCUAUUAGGUCUAAUGAUUAGAAAUUGGAGACAUCUAAUGAGGUACCUAUUUUGUAUGCCAACUACUGUGCUGGAACUAAUCUGGAAAAUGCUCAGUCUUUUCAAAUGAGAAUUUCAGGUAAGAAGUUAAAAAUUCUAAAGCUGUAUGGUUGUUGGGUGACCCAGUCAAAGGAAGCAUCACCACCCCUUAAAGCCUGUUGACCUCGACUUUAUACAUGACCUUCUGCUGGGAGAACUCUGGGGAGUGACUAGGGGGCAAUGUGUUAGUCAUCCAGUGUCUCUGCCAACCCUAGAAUAGGUGUUUCAAAGGAGUCUUUCAAAUGGGCUGCAUAGAGAAUUAUUUGCUGCUGCUGAAGAAUUGGAUAUUUAAUAAGGUGUAGAUAUUUCUGAACUCUAAAAAAUCCUUGAGUUUUCCUUGGUGGUCAAAUGCAUACUCAUGGGCCAUGCAUGUUUUCUAAAAGCUCCCCCAUCUGCUCUGUGGAGCUGCUGAGUGCUCACCAUCCCAUUCAGGAUAAACCUGAGGCACUGCCCAUCGCUGUGGUGGUGGGCUUCAUGUUUGAGCCUUUCUAGGGAGGAGCCUGGGGAGCUUUGAGGGCUAGAGGGCCAGAAGCAUGAAGAACCUAUUGGGAGAAAACUCCCUAUGGAUGAGGAGGGGGAGCAGUUUGCCCCGUUCCUCUCUCCUGACCCUACCUUGUGUUAGCAUCACAAGAUUGUGGUGGGGAAUCUUUGGAAGGGAAAGGGAAGGGAGAUUUUUCCCAGCCUCCCUUGGGAGCACUUUGGCCUCCAUCUCUUUCCUGGACGCAGUGAGAGAUUGACCGAAAGAUGCCUUUUGCUUUUCAGGUGGCUUUGGUUCUGAUAAGUCACAGGAAUUAGAAACCCAUCACUUUGCACAAAUUUUGUGUUAUGGGAACACUAUUGUCUUUUUGUAUAAGAUUAUCUGGUAGUAUUAAACGUUUGAAUUUAACAGGAGUGGGAAUUUCUGAGAUACCUCAAAUUUGGGGGUACCACUCUACUUUCAAAGUACUGGUUCAUUAAGACUAACCAAUGAACCCCACUGCAUUUCUGUGUUGAUGUAAAGGAUUUCAAGACUAAUAACCAUAGUAUGAUACUAAUCAUCAUAAUAUAAAAUAAUUGAUUCUAAGCACUUUAUGUGUAUUACAUUCCUGCAAUAACAUUUGAAAUGGGAACUAUUAUUAUGCCUAUUGUGCAAAUAAAGAAAUCGAGGAGCAGACCAUUUAAAUAACUUGCCCAUGGUCACACAGAUGGUUGGUGGCAGAGUCAGGAUUUGAACCCAGGCAGAUAGGCUCAUAGACUCUUAACUGCUAUUUUGGGUAGGUGUAUAUGUCUCUCUCUCUCUCUCUCUCUCUGUGUAUAUCAGAUGCAAUCUUGCAAGAAGGAUCUCCUAAUUAUAUGUACUUGCACAUACAUCUUUGACAUUCAGAUUUCUCAGAGUGUUUAAGAGUAAACAGUGGGGUUUGCAAAUUGGGUGAGGGGCAAUUCAGUUGGGAAACAGGUGAAUAGGAAUGGAGUAGAGCUUGAUGCCUCUGAGGAGACGGAUGGGUUAGUGAUCUGGGCUAUGUGGUCCUAAUGGGAGUGGAGUAGAGGGGUUGAUGCUGGCAUGUACAGAAUGGGUGGUAAUGGGAGUCUCAGGGGCACAGCUGAAGCUGGAGAGAAGAAAAUGGCAAGGGGCCCUGAUAGUAGAGAAUUCUGGAGUAAGGGAGUUAAUGGUCAGGAUGGAGAGACCUAGUUAGAGCUUUUAAAUGCAAGACUACAGUAAAUUGCUUUGUGAAAGACCUGCCUGCCUGUUUUGUCUGUCUGUCUACCUAUCUCUGUGAAGAAGUUGAUUAAAACAUACAAAUAAUUCUUAUGUAUAUUUUAGGGAAAAUUAUACUUUAAUAAUAUGCUUGUUCAUUCACUAAAAACUGGCUUUCUCAGACCCAUUCUUGCUACUUCCCUUACCCACAGGCAUGUGAUUUUUACCUGAGAAGUAGCCUUUACUGCCAAGUAUUUUGAAACUGUCACCUCGUUCAAUCUAAGUUGGAAACAUUCCAGUCUUUUCUAUAAUCAUUGCUACGUUUGUGUGUGGAAUAAGGACAAAAAUCAAGGAAAAGCUUCAAUGCGGUCAAUAAUAUGUGCUCACCCUGACUGGCACAAAAGUAGUGUACAGUGUAGAGGACCACAGAUAGCUUAUUUUUUAAUGGCUUGUUUUUGCCUCCAAUGGAGUGAUGUUUGCUUCCGAGAGUGUGCGUGUCUGUGUGUGUGCUUCUGUGUGUUUCUCUGUGUGUGUGCAUGUUCAUUUUCUGCAUUCAGCCUGCGUCACUACCAUGGUAAUCAGUGUUUCUCAAUGGCCUCUGUAGGUGAGGAGGGUUUCUUUGAUGGUUAAAGACCUACACUUCCCAGACAUUAAAUGUGCAUAAUGCCUGGAGGGUUUUAAGCCCUGCACUAAGCAUGCAUGUCUCAUACCCAAAGUAGCCACAGCGCCUGCAUUCCCACAAUAGCGGCAGCCCUGAGCAGAUGCUUCCAGUGUUCUUAGCUGGCUGUGCUUUUCAGUUUGGGACAAAGUUCUAUAAUCAUAUCUCAUGGAUUUAUUUUCUCCACACUGUAAAGCCUGGAUUGUGAAGAUCUCCUCAUGCCAUAAAGGGCAGAAUGAGCCAAGUUCCUGGGGCUGCUGAGGAUUUCUUUGCCUUUUUUUUUUUUCUUUUUCUUUUUGGAGAUGUGUAUCAGAAAAAGGCUUUGCCUUUAGAGAGAAAUUUUACUGCUCUUGCCAAUAAUGUAUAACAAUAUUAAAUUUAAUGGCAGACCUUGAAGUGUAUAAAAACUUGAGUCCAGAAAAAGUUGAAAGAUGCAUGAGUGUGAUGCAGUCCGGGACACAGAUGAUCAAACUGAAACGUGGAACCAAAGGGCUCGUCCGGCUCUUUUACCUGGAUGAACAUCGGACCCGCCUCCGAUGGAGACCCUCAAGGAAGAGUGAGAAGGCAAAAAUACUUAUUGACUCCAUUUACAAAGUCACCGAAGGUCGGCAGUCUGAAAUAUUCCACAGACAAGCUGAGGGGCACUUCGAUCCCAGCUGCUGCUUUACCAUCUACCAUGGCAACCACAUGGAGUCUCUGGAUCUCAUCACCUCCAACCCUGAGGAGGCCCGCACCUGGAUCACAGGCCUCAAGUACCUGAUGGCCGGCAUCAGUGAUGAAGAUUCACUUGCCAAGCGGCAGAGGACCCACGACCAGUGGGUAAAGCAGACCUUUGAGGAAGCUGAUAAGAAUGGUGAUGGCUUAUUGAAUAUUGAAGAGAUACACCAGUUGAUGCAUAAACUAAAUGUCAAUCUGCCCCGAAGAAAAGUCCGACAAAUGUUUCAGGAAGCUGAUACAGAUGAGAAUCAGGGAACUUUGACAUUUGAAGAAUUCUGUGUUUUUUACAAAAUGAUGUCAUUGAGACGGGACCUUUAUUUGUUGCUCUUGAGCUACAGUGACAAGAAAGAUCACCUAACUGUGGAAGAACUGGCUCAGUUUUUGAAGGUGGAACAAAAGAUGAACAAUGUGACAACAGACUAUUGUCUUGACAUCAUAAGGAAAUUUGAAGUUUCAGAAGAAAAUAAGACGAAAAAUGUUCUUGGCAUAGAAGGGUUCACGAACUUCAUGCGUAGUCCUGCUUGUGACAUAUUUAAUCCAUUGCACCAUGAAGUGUACCAGGACAUGGAUCAGCCUCUGUGCAACUACUACAUCGCUUCCUCUCACAACACAUACCUGACGGGGGACCAGCUCCUUUCCCAGUCCAAAGUGGACAUGUAUGCACGGGUGCUACAAGAGGGCUGUCGCUGUGUGGAAGUUGACUGUUGGGAUGGCCCAGAUGGAGAGCCAGUAGUACACCACGGUUAUACUCUCACUUCAAAAAUUCUCUUCAGAGAUGUUGUGGAGACCAUCAACAGGCAUGCCUUUGUGAAGAAUGAGUUCCCGGUCAUACUGUCCAUUGAGAAUCACUGCAGUGUCCAGCAACAGAGGAAGAUUGCUCAGUACCUGAAAGGAAUAUUUGGAGACAAGCUGGACCUGUCAUCUGUAGACACAGGAGAGACCAAACAGCUUCCAAGCCCUCAGAGUUUGAAAGGCAAAAUCCUAGUGAAGGGCAAGAAGUUGCCUUAUCACCUUGGGGAUGAUGCAGAGGAAGGGGAAGUUUCUGACGAAGACAGUGCAGAUGAAAUUGAGGACGAGUGCAAAUUCAAGCUCCAUUAUAAUAAUGGGACCACUGAGCAUCAGGUGGAAUCUUUCAUAAGGAAAAAACUGGAGUCAUUGUUAAAAGAAUCUCAGAUUCGAGACAAAGAAGAUCCUGAUAGUUUCACAGUGAGGGCACUACUGAAGGCCACACACGAAGGCUUAAAUGCACAUCUGAAACAGCAUCCAGACGUGAAGGAAAAUGGAAAGAAAUCACAUGGACGAUCCCUCAUGACCAACUUUGGAAAACAUAAGAAAACCACAAAAUCACGGUCUAAGUCUUAUAGUACUGAUGAUGAGGAAGACACACAGCAGAAUUCUGGCAAGGAAACUGGCCAGCUGUACAGUCCUGGGUGUGUAUUUCGCAGGUUGGGUCGCCGAAGGAAAACCAUGAAGCUCUGCCGAGAGCUCUCUGACUUGGUGGUGUAUACAAACUCCGUGGCAGCCCAAGACAUUGUGGAUGAUGGCACCACAGGGAACGUGUUAUCAUUUAGCGAAACAAGAGCCCAUCAGGUGGUUCAGCAGAAAUCGGAGCAGUUCAUGAUUUACAACCAAAAGCAGCUCACGAGGAUUUACCCCUCUGCCUACCGCAUUGAUUCCAGUAACUUCAACCCUCUGCCGUACUGGAACGCAGGCUGCCAGCUGGUGGCACUGAACUACCAGUCUGAAGGGCGAAUGAUGCAGUUAAAUCGAGCCAAAUUCAAGACAAAUGGCAAUUGUGGCUAUGUGCUCAAACCCCAGCAAAUGUGCAAAGGUACUUUCAACCCUUUCUCUGGUGAUCCACUUCCUGCCAACCCCAAAAAGCAGCUCAUCCUGAAAGUGAUCAGCGGACAGCAACUCCCCAAACCUCCAGACUCCAUGUUUGGAGACCGAGGCGAGAUCAUUGAUCCUUUUGUUGAAGUUGAAAUUAUUGGAUUGCCAGUAGACUGCUGUAAAGAUCAAACUCGCGUAGUAGAUGACAAUGGAUUUAACCCUGUGUGGGAAGAAACCCUGACAUUUACAGUACACAUGCCAGAAAUAGCUUUGGUUCGGUUCCUUGUGUGGGAUCAUGAUCCGAUUGGACGAGACUUUGUUGGACAAAGAACCGUGACCUUCAGCAGCUUAGUGCCGGGCUACCGUCAUGUCUAUUUGGAAGGACUGACAGAAGCAUCCAUAUUUGUCCACAUAACAAUCAAUGAAAUCUAUGGAAAGUGGAGUCCUUUAAUACUCAACCCCAGUUAUACUAUAUUGCACUUUCUAGGAGCUACAAAGAACAGACAGCUCCAAGGUCUGAAGGGAUUGUUCAAUAAGAAUCCCAGACACGGUUCUUCAGAAAACAAUUCCCAUUAUGUUCGGAAACGAUCAAUUGGAGAUAGAAUUCUGCGACGCACCGCCAGUGCUCCAGCCAAAGGCAGAAAAAAGAGCAAAAUGGGCUUCCAAGAAAUGGUAGAGAUAAAGGAUUCUGUGUCUGAGGCUGCGAGAGAUCAGGAUGGUGUCCUGAGGAGGACCACACGGAGUCUGCAAGAGCGCCCUGUCUCUAUGCCUGUUGACAAAAGUCUGCUGGGGGCUUUGUCCCUACCUGUAUCUGAAACAGCAAAGGACACUGAUGGAAAAGAAAGCUCCCUGGCAGAAGAUAAGGAUGGAAGAAAAGGGAAGGCAAGUGUAAAAGACCAACAUUUUCCAAAUUUCAACAGAAAGUUGUCCUCUUCCUCUAGCGCUCUCCUACACAAAGACACCAGCCAAGGCAACUCCACCACGUCUGUUGCCAGCAUGGCAAUCACGGGAGAACCGUGGGGAGUGCCAGGUCCUAAGGGUGGGAGAGCCAAAGCAAACGUGUCAAGUGAUUGCCGGGAACGUGAAUGCCCCAGCCAAUCCCUCUCCCCGCGGCAGCGUUUGGUUCUUGAUCCUGCCGUUACUCCAACACAAGGUCUGUGUGGUGUGAAAACCAGGGAAAGUGGCAAUGUGGGGGGCUCUGUGGAAGAGAAAAGCACGUUGUCAGGAAGCAUUUUCUCUCAAAGCAAUUUGGAGAUUAAGAACUUGGAAGGUCACUGGGGUAAGGGCCGAGCUGCAACAUCAUUUUCGUUGUCAGACGUCUCUACGCUCUGUUCUGACAUACCUGACUCACAUUCCACUGCCGUUCUGCAGGAGAGUGAAAUUUCCCAUCUUAUUGACGAUGUCACUUUAACGAAUGAGAGCGAGCCGGGCAGUUCCAUCUCUGCCCUGAUUGGCCAGUGUGAGGAGGCCAGCGAUGAGGCAAACCUCACAGUCGUUUCUCACGUCCAUGGUGCCAGUGCCGUGUCACGUCAUUCUCCCUUGCCCCCCUUAGAUGGAAAAUUGCCUUUCAGGCAUGACUUUUCCAUGGGAAAACCCAGGUCAUCCUUCCUGUGCUCAUCACCUGAGCCAAUUGCUUUCUCAAGUCCCGAGACCUCCAAACACUCCACACACACAGUUUGCGAAACUACCUGCACUCCUGUCUCUAAAACCAAACCAGAUGACAACGUUUCUGGUAAGGCCAAGACGGGGGCUGUGGAAAACAGCCUGCCUGGGUCCUCUAACACUUCUCACUGCCAGUUACCAAAAAGUCCCAACCAUGGAAAAGACUGGGAAAUGCUAAAGAACCACGGCCCUGCCACUUGCACGGACUCGACGCUGGAAGAUGUAAUAGCUGAUGCCACUCUCUGUUUAAAUUCUGGAGAGAGCAGUCUCGUGGAAAUGGAUGAGGACUCAGAAAACCUGUCUAUAACAGCCUAUGAAUAUAGAAGAGAGGACACAAGUCACCUUGAUUCUCCUUUAAAACUGAAGUACGGUCAGGAUGUGGUGGAACAUUUUCAAAGAGGUUUGAGAAAUGGCUACUGUAAAGAGACUGUCCACUCUUCUGUCUCUGAAAUCUUCAACAAUAUUCAAGAUGUCAAAAAUCAAAGCAUUUCCUGUCUAGCCUUUCAGGGUGCUGGUUUUAUGCAUAACACCUGCUCAAAUUCAGAUGCAAAAACAAACCAGACCUGUGUGCCCCUGUCUAGUGAUGAAGCCACGCAUGCCCCCAUCCCCAAGCAGCCCACACAUCCUCCCCUGCCUGCUCUGAAGCUGCCCAGUCCUUGCAAAUCCAAAAGUCUGGGGGACCUAACGUCAGAGGACAUUGCCUGCAACUUCGAAAGCAAGUACCAGUGUAUCAGUAAGAGCUUUGUUACAACUGGCAUUAGAGACAAGAAGGGUGUGACUGUGAAGACAAAGUCCUUAGAGCCUAUAGACGCCCUGACCGAGCAGCUGCGGAAGCUUGUGUCUUUUGACCAGGACGAGGGCUGUCAAGUGCUCUACUCAAAGCAGGAUGCCAACCAGUUCCCCAGGGCACUGGUCAGAAAGCUGUCAUCCAGAAGUCAGAGCAGAGUGCGCAAUAUUGCCAGUCGUGCCAAGGAAAAGCAGGAAGCCAACAAGCAAAAAGGUGUAAACCCCAGCCACGCAGGAGGAGUGGUUCUUCGAAACAAGCCGUCAGCGCCCCUGCCUGCGGGCAACCGGCACUCCACCGGCUCCUACAUCGCAGGCUAUCUGAGGAGCACCAAAGCCGGGGGUCCGGAGGGCCGCGGCAUCCCCGAAGGGGCGUGCGCAGCCUUGCGCCCUGGCUACGUCGACCAGUUUUGUCCGGAUAAUUCUGUUUUGCAGACCGAGCCAAACAGUGAUGACAAACCAGAAAUUUAUUUUCUUUUGAGACUGUGAAUUACGUAAAGCUGCAUUUUCAGUGUUUACAAGGUAUUCCGUAGAGUUGUCAGAGUUUUCGGUAAAUACGGUCUUGGCUUUGAAAUGAUUUUAAAAUGUAUUUUUAAACUUGUGCUUUGGUCUCCCUUUGACUCCACAUGUUCUUCCUGUUUAUGUGUUUGUAUAUAGAUUGGGGUGACAUUUCCCAUGUGCAUAUGAUCCCUCUUCCCCGAAGUGUAAAUGCCGUCAGUAAGAAAUAUGUGCAUGCCCUAGGUGUGACAGUUCUCAGCGGCUUGGGUUAUGAUGUGUGUAUGUUUCUUUACCACCCCCUUUGCUCUGUGUCCUCAGAUCACAGUCACAAAUGUAGUCAGUUUUACUCUCUAGUUGCUGAGUUCGUUAAGAAACUUUGCAAAGGACAAAGGGGUACAGUCUUUAUUUUAAAGCUAUCGUCAUCAUUCCUAGUUUUCCUUCUUUGCUGAGAAGCCCAAACUCAUUUUUAUAACUCAGCUAAAAGAAGAUUGAAAGAGUUACCCUACCUUUUAAGAUUUCUCUACCCCAGGCAGAAUAAGAGUUCAAAGGAGAUUGGUAGCCGUUCCCCCCACACCCUCUCAUUUUAGAGUAGGCUGGGAGGGUGUGAGGGAGAAAACAAACUUCUGUAUAUAGAGACAAAAUUGUUUGUUUUACAUAAAUUUUGUUACAUAUUUUUGCUAACGGCUUUGUAUGUAACAAGAACACAGUUGCCAAGCUAUUUGUUGUACUUUUGAAUUUUCUGAUUAAAUUAUAGACUGCAAAUAAUGGCUUUCAGAACGAGGGACUUCUGUCAGACGCUAACAAUAAUUGUAGUACAGAUUGAAAACAUCCCCAAAGCUGUCGAGCAAAAAAAAAAAAAAACAAAA